AUGACUACUCUAUCGAUAUCCCCAGACAACCCCUUCCAGGUGUUGAUCGCAGAGUCAAACGAUGAUCCGGCUCAAUUGCAAUCGCGAUAUGAAACUCAUCGCACGAAUCGGAAUGCGCAACAAAAGGAGAAGAUUCUAGACGAAGACUUCCCCGGUUGGUCUGUAGACGAGAUUCUGCGCCGGCUUGAUGGGCCUGCAAAAGAAGAAGGAUAUGUCGAUCCUCGCAACUGCCUCGUCAUCUGGGCCAGACCCCCUCCUCAUAUCCGACGCUUGAUCGCAUUUGUUCAAAGUGAAUUGAAGGAUGUUGCUCCGUCUCUUUGGAUGAUGCCACCUGGAAAUCUUCACACCACUGUCCUGGAAGUGGCCCAUUCUUUGACUAGGGACCAGAUUGAAGAACUUGUCCAAACCUUGAAAUCCUCAAAGAAUGUCACCGAGGCAGAUAUUUCUGGAUAUCCCCUCAAACAUCGAACCCGACUCUUGAAGCCCAUGGUGAGCUUUGACUCCGCUGCACUUGCUCUUAGCUUCGUUCCUGCUGCAGGCGAAGGCCCAGCCAGGAUCUCCGAGGGCAAUGAUGAUCAAUACUCAUAUCAUCACCUUCGCCGCGACAUCUUCGACUUGGUUCGACAAACAGAUCUCCCUGUUGCUUCGCGCUAUAUCGUUCCGUCAGCUCAUGUUACCAUCGCACGAUUUAUCAAUCAUGACGGAUUUCUUAUUGAUAAAGCAGAAGGUGGAGAAGUGAUCGAUCCUUCUCGAGUCAAAGUGCUGAUUGAUAAGAUUGGUCAUAUCAAUGAAAUCUUGGCGAGCCAGUAUUGGCCACAGGCUGACGGUAGCUAUCCGAAAGAAGGUGAAUGGGUUGUUGGGCAGGAUGGGAGACUUGUGAUACGGAGGGGUCGGCUUUGGUAUGGAGGGGGUCAAGAUGUAUAG
Penicillium cataractarum is the source of this 924-nucleotide messenger RNA. RefSeq lists its product as uncharacterized. The record is from RefSeq and is a predicted model, not a curated record. The transcript is spliced from 3 exons. NCBI's taxonomy places the organism in Eukaryota, Fungi, Ascomycota, Eurotiomycetes, Eurotiales, Aspergillaceae. Bases 1 to 924 code for a protein of 307 amino acids.